UUUCAGAAACCCCAUAUGCGGCCGAUGAUUGCCGAAUACGAUCCUAAGAAAAAAGAAGUCAGAAAUGACUUGUCAGACGUUAUGGUCAAGUAAGUGACAAUGUUCCUUACUACUGCGCGGGGAUUCUCACGGCGACUAUCUUCGACGUUGCCAGCUUUUACCGCCUGUGUGUCGUGAAUAACCUAACCUCUGUGGAUUUCGAUUGCCUUUAUACUUGUAUUAAUACAUAUUGUUGUCUCUGAUUUUUAUAAGUGUAUCUAAGGGAUGACAAUAGUAUGUAUCACUGCGGUCGAAAGCCACAGUUACUCUGUCGACAUGUUCAAUAAACCUUUUUGUUCCUUGCUUAUUAAAUAUGUUUGACAUGAAAUUAAAGCAUGUUAUCACAGCUUAACUCCUUCUCAUUUGUUUGUUUGCAAGUUAAAAUAUUUAUUAAAUACCAGAUAUUACAUCAGAGGAGUCGGAAUAUUAAUAAUAUUGCCAUUUUUGUUCAACAGGACUUUGAAAAGAACAUUCGUAGUCUAUAUUAUCAAAUAAAAGAUUAUUUUCCGUUAGUAAAUAGAAGUUGAGUGAUACAGGGGUUUAUUUAGCCCUCACUUGACUGUCUGUUACCAAUAAUCUUUUAUGUUUAAAAUGGUAUUUUGUAUUGUAUGUUGACUGCUCCUUUAACGAGCUAAUUAAGCUCGUCGCCGUUCGGAGACGAUCCGGGAAGACGUGUGCAGCUUCCACGAGAUUAAAGUCAUUCGUCGACCUUGAUCAUCUUGCAAUGGACUCAUACACCGAUACAAAGUUGAUCCUAUUGAGAUCCCAGUGGAACAGCAAGCUGGGUCCACUCUCCCUCUUAUGGAAAUACCGGGACGAGAUGUUGAAGCGGACGAGGAUUACGAUCCAUUUAAGCACAGGAAGCUAGCUCAUCCAACAUCUGACAUGGAUACACUUAUUCAUCUUUUGAAGGGAUCCCUUGGAAGUGGUAUCUUGGCAAUGCCUAUGGCUUUCCUUAACGCCGGCUUGUAUUUCGGUUUGGUAGCCACUUUUCUCAUCGGUGGCAUCUGCACUUACUGUGUCCAUGUUCUGGUGAAAACUUCCCACGAGCUCUGCAGAAGGAUGCAGAAACCAUCAUUGGGUUUCGCUGAAACCGCUGAAGCUGCCUUUUUGUCUGGACCGCCCGCUAUGCACAAAUUUUCGAGGCUUGCAAAAGCUCUCGUUAACUCGUUCUUAGUGAUCGAUUUGUUGGGCUGUUGCUGUGUCUACAUCGUGUUCGUAUCCAAGAACAUCAAACAAGUAGCGGAUUAUUAUGCUAAAGACAGCGAGUGGUUUCCCCACGACAUGGAUGUCCGAAUUUAUAUGGCGUUGUUGCUGCCCCUACUCAUUUCUAUGAAUCUGAUCAGAAAUUUGAAAUAUUUAGCACCAUUUUCCAUGCUGGCAAACCUUUUGGUCGGCACCGGUAUGGGUAUAACCUUCUACUACCUCUUCCAAGAUAUACCAAGUGUCAGCGAGCGUAAACCUUUUGCUGGAUUCAAUCAUUUGCCAACAUUUUUCGGAACGGCCAUCUUCGCCUUGGAAGGAAUUGGUGUUGUGAUGCCCCUUGAAAACAACAUGAAGACUCCUCGUCAUUUUAUUGGCUGUCCAGGUGUACUAAACACUGGCAUGUUGUUUGUUGUCUCGCUGUACGCUUUCACUGGAUUCUUUGGAUAUCUGAAAUAUGGCGAUAAGACAUCUGGAAGUAUCACCAUCAAUUUGCCGGAAGACGAGGUACUCGGACAAAGUGUGAAGCUUAUGAUCGCUGUGGCCAUUUUCUUCACGUACAGUCUGCAAUUCUACGUGCCCAUGGACAUCAUCUGGAGGAACGUGCGUCACUGGUUUGGUGCCAAGAAGAAUCUCGCCGAGUACAGCAUUAGAAUCUUCAUAAUUAUAGUCACUCUGUGUAUUGCCAUUGCUAUUCCGAACUUGGGACCAUUUAUAUCUCUCGUCGGUGCCGUAUGUCUUUCCUUUUUGGGACUUAUAUUCCCUUCGGUUAUUGAGGUUGUUGCUUUCUGGGACAGGCCGAAUGGUCUGGGUUCAUAUAAUUGGGUCCUCUGGAAGAAUCUAUUUUUGAUUGCUUUCGGAAUACUCGGCUUUUUAACAGGUUCCUACGUCAGUAUUAUAGAAAUAAUAGAAUCAAAGGAAUAGUGAUUUGGAAAGACUACAUUUAGAUUAAGGCUCAAAUGAAAUUAACGGCUAAGAUUCGAUUUAACUUUGUUUCUCUGUAAUAUCUCUAUGUUUUUUUUUCUUUAAAAUGUUAUUUUAAUACAUUUUUGAGUUUCAAUCAUACUCAAAUGAAAUAUUUGAGAUUAAUGUUAUACUUACAACUAUGAUUUAUCUCGCAAAUGUCAGGUUGUGUUUCAUUAUUUUAAUUCAGUACCGAAUCUCUAUAGCCAUUUAGAUUUAAGUACUUGUAGUGUCUAACUUUAUAAACUUGUGAGAUGUUUUCUAGUGCAUGAUUGAAAUUGUGAUAAACCUUAUAAUGUUAGGUUAAAAAUGAAACAAACAAUUUGGAAAAUAGUUUCAAAAUAAAGAUUAAUUGUUUCUAUUAGUGAGAAUAAAAUUAAACACCUGGAUGAUUCUGGUCAGGAAGACCAUGUCUAUUUCAACAAUGCACUUGUUUAGUGUUACAAUUUAGGUCAAUGUAUUAAUGUAUUUAAAGCAUUUUAAUAACCAAAAAUAACAUUUACUUUUACUAUCAUUUGACCUUAAAUAGUAUUAUUCAUGGCUAGGUAGAGUUAAAUAAAAAAGCAUUUAAUUGUUAGGCAUCAUUACUACAAAUGACUAUAUGACCAUAUUUUUAAGUGAAAUUCUAAUUAAUCGAUGAAUUUUGAAUUUGAUUAUC
Papilio polytes (common Mormon) is the source of this 2863-nucleotide messenger RNA. RefSeq names its product proton-coupled amino acid transporter 4. The transcript is spliced from 5 exons. Gene Ontology annotation, biological process: amino acid transmembrane transport. Lineage: Eukaryota; Metazoa; Arthropoda; Insecta; Lepidoptera; Papilionidae. The record is from RefSeq and is a predicted model, not a curated record. Gene Ontology annotation, cellular component: vacuolar membrane. Gene Ontology annotation, molecular function: amino acid transmembrane transporter activity. Bases 841 to 2166 code for a protein of 441 amino acids.